CACGUCACGGCGCCUGCGCCGCUCUUCGCCCCGCCCCCGACCAGACGGCGAGGGGCGGGGCGGCGACGGAGUGAACUAGGCGGACUGUGCUGCAGCCUUCCGCGACGCCGGAACUUUCGGGGGUCCACUGCUGCGGGAAGCCGGGGAACUGCAGGACCGCAGGCGCGCAUCACUGAGUCUUCCGUCCCGGUCACCAACUCCGUGGCAGCACUCUCUAGGAGCGGCGUGAGGCGUGCGCAGGCUCCUCCGUCCGCUCGCUCCUCUGUCUUCACACGGUCCGCACGCGCUCCUUUGGGGAGCGCGUUCUCCAGCGUCCUGGCUGCCAGGGCCGUGGGCGUCCGGGCGGUGGCCUGGCUGCUUCUCUGGGAGGUGGCUGGAUUCACUAGCAUACCAGCCACGGCCUUCUCUGCCGCUCCCACCGACACUGGCAUAAGGGCCACUUGUUCUGAAAUUAUUUUGAGGCAAGAAGUUUUGAAAGAUGGUUUCCAUAGAGACCUCUUAAUAAAAGUGAAAUUUGGAGAAAGCCUUGAGGACUUACAGACCUGCCGACUCUUAAUUAAACAGUACAUUCCAUCAGGACUUUUUGUGGAUCCAUAUGAGUUGGCUUCAUUACGAGAGAGAAACAUAACAGAGGCAGUGAUGGUUUCAGAAAAUUUUAAUAUAGAAGCUCCCAAUUAUUUGUCCAAGGAAUCUGAAGUUCUAAUUUAUGCCAGACAAGAUUCACAAUGCAUCGAUUGUUUCCAAGCUUUUUUGCCUGUGCACUACCGCUAUCAUCGGCCACAUAGUAAAGAUGGAGAAACUGUUAUUGUGGUCAAUAACCCUGAUUUACUAAUGUAUUGUGACCAAGAGUUUCCAAUUUUGAAAUGCUGGGCUCAGUCAGAAGUGGCCGCUCCUUGUGCUUUGAAGAGUAAGGAUAUCUGCCAAUGGAACAAUAUGAAAUAUAAACCAGUAUAUAAGAAUGUGACUCUACAGGUUCCAGUGGGACUGACUAUACAUACCUCUUUAGUAUGUUCUGUCACUCUGCUCAUUACCAUCCUGUGUUCUACUUUGAUCCUUGUGGCUGUUUUCAAAUAUGGCCAUUUCUCCCUAUAAGUUUUACCGAGCCACAUCAUAAUUCCGAAUCAUGUCUGAUAACGGAGAACUGGAAGACAAGCCUCCAGCACCUCCUGUGCGAAUGAGCA
Molecule: messenger RNA, 1181 nt
Organism: Panthera uncia (snow leopard)
Lineage: Eukaryota; Metazoa; Chordata; Mammalia; Carnivora; Felidae
Gene: PIGX
Product: phosphatidylinositol glycan anchor biosynthesis class X
Exons: 7
Biological process (GO): GPI anchor biosynthetic process
Cellular component (GO): endoplasmic reticulum membrane
Source: RefSeq, a predicted model, not a curated record